Molecule: messenger RNA, 4504 nt
Organism: Salvelinus namaycush (lake trout)
Lineage: Eukaryota; Metazoa; Chordata; Actinopteri; Salmoniformes; Salmonidae
Product: proton-coupled amino acid transporter 1-like
Exons: 12
Coding region: 243-1685 (480 amino acids)
Biological process (GO): glycine transport; proline transmembrane transport; L-alanine transport
Cellular component (GO): vacuolar membrane
Molecular function (GO): glycine transmembrane transporter activity; amino acid:proton symporter activity; L-alanine transmembrane transporter activity
Source: RefSeq, a predicted model, not a curated record
GGAAGGGGUCUUCAGAUAGGUAGCACUAGCAGUUCACUUGUAAUUGAACCAGAGAUCGCCUCUUCCUCUCACAACCAGUACAAUAUCGACGGUAGGAAAAAUACUGCUUUAGCAAGAUAUGCCUCUCCAGCUAACUUCUUUGAUGUAAAUACUACCGAGCCAGGAAUCACAGCUUUACAGUGUCUCUGGAGGAGGAAUCCGAGAGGCAACAGGAGGAUCCACCCAGCGCCAGCGGACCAACCAUGACCUCUGACCCUGACCAUCGUCAAGACGGCCCAGGUCCAGUUCUCUCCAGGAUAUCAGCGAGCACCUCCGAGGAGGAUGUUCUCUGUCCUUCUCCACCUCUGCCCCCCAGACCUGAUUCUCGGUACGAGAGAAUUGGAGGCCGAACAGGGACUUCUUUUUUACAGACCCUGAUCCACCUCCUGAAGGGGAACAUCGGUACAGGGCUGCUAGGCCUACCUCUGGCUGUCAGGAACGCAGGCCUUGUGUUAGGACCUCUGAGUCUGUUUGCCAUGGGGAUAAUAGCAGUCCACUGUAUGAAUCUGCUUGCAAAAUGUUCCCACCACCUCAGUGCAAAGUUGAACAAGCCCUUUCUGGACUAUGGUGAUGCUGUGCAGUAUGGUAUGGAGAAUGUCUCGUGGCUGAGAAGGCACUCAAUAUGGGGGAGGCGGAUAGUUAACGUGUUUCUGAUCAUCACCCAGCUGGGUUUCUGCUGUGUCUACUUUGUCUUCCUCAGUGACAACGUCAAACAGGUGGUGGAGGCUUCUAACGGGACAACCAUGAACUGCCACAGAAACCAGACGGCUGUGACCGUCCCCAGCUUUGACUCCCGUCUCUACAUGUUGUGUUUCCUGCCAGCCGUUAUACUCCUGGUGUUCACCCCAAACCUGAAGUACCUGGCACCCCUCUCUCUAGCAGCCAACCUGGCCAUGUGUGCUAGUCUGGUCCUCAUCUACUUCUUCUGCUUCACGAACAUCCCAAAUCAUAUCAACCUGCCCAAGGUGGGUCAUGCCAAAGACUACCCUCUCUUCUUUGGAACGGCCAUCUUUGCUUUCGAGGGGAUAGGAGUGGUCCUGCCCCUGGAGAACAAGAUGCAGAAGCCUCAGUGUUUCAAUAGGGUUCUAUGUCUGGGAAUGGGCAUCGUCACCUUCCUCUAUAUCAGCUUGGGGACCAUAGGGUACAUGACCUUUGGAGAGGCCAUAGGGGGAAGUGUCACCCUUAACUUACCCAACUGCUGGAUGUAUCAGAUUGUAAAGCUUCUCUACUGUUUCGGUAUCUACAUCACCUUUGCCCUUCAGUUCUACGUGCCAGCUGCGAUCCUGAUUCCUCCUGUGGUGUCCCGCGUCUCAGAGAGAUGGGAACUGACGGUUGAUCUCCUGAUCCGCACUGCGCUCGUAGUCUUCACCUGUGUCCUGGCCAUAUUGAUCCCCCAGCUGGACCUGGUCAUCUCUUUAGUGGGGUCCGUCAGCAGCAGUUUCCUGGCUCUCAUCUUCCCUCCACUCCUCCAGAUCCUCACCUACCACAACGAAGGUCUGUCUCCCUGGGUCAUCGUCAAGAACACCCUGAUCUCUGUCAUCGGCUUCAUCGGCUUCAUCACCGGCACCUAUAUAUCCAUCACAGAGAUCAUCAAACGCAACGGCAGACAUGACAAUAUGGAUGUGACCUUCUUCCAGGUCCAGUGAGAGAUCUAGUGAGGAAGAGGAGGAUAUCUUGACAGUGGUUGGUCUGGCAAACAGUGGAGGCUGGCGGGUGGAGAAAUCUGAAGACAGGCUCAUUUUAGUAUGGAUGGUACCUUCCUUCGAUUUAGUGACACCAGCCUCCACUGCUGUCAAACAAUCACAGUUAAAAGAUGUCUUCACCCUGGCUUCAGACAUGUUUUUUUUCUCACUUGCUCUAUUCCAUUGAUUAAACAUUUAUUGAUAUUGUGAGUAUGUUUACUGUUGUAGUUAUUAGUCGCUGUGGAACAAUUAUUUAAUGGAAUAUAAGUGUAAACCAAACUAAUUUUUACAGUAACCGUAUAGCCAAGAAGAUAACACAUUUCGUUUAUUUUAUUUAACCUUUAUUUAACUAGGCAAGUCAGUUAAGAAAAUAAUCUUAUUUACAAUGACGGCCUACCCCGGCCAAACCCGGACGACGCUGGGCCAAUGGUUUCCGCCCUAUGACACGAGCUUCAUUCUCUCUGUGCCUUAUGAGCUUCGAUGUUUUUAACUUCUUAUUUUUAUGACGUACUUUUAUAUUUUUAACUCUUCCAUGCCCGCAAGAGCACCUAUCUUACAUGUUUUAUUAUUUUAUGUUAAUAAUUUAACCAAAUCAUUGAAUAUUGAGCAAUCACAUUCUCGUAACAUUUAAUAUUGUUUAAACAAGGUACUAAUAGAAAUACUAAUACGUGUUAGAUGUUCUGUUGAAAUACAUCCUGGAAGUUGUUCAAGUGAUACAAUAGCAUUUAAAUAACAGUUAAGUUCCAUUUUGAAUCAUAUCAUAAUUCUAUAGGCCUUGUGAAGGGGAAGAUGUAUCUUUCAACUAGACUAUUUCCAAUAGAAUGGUAAAUGAUUGACGGUGUUUAAUAUGACUAUCAGAACACUACAACCUGUAGUCUGACGAUCACCAUCAUCAUUGCUGCUGCAAAUGUAGCUAUGACAUUGACAUUGAAUACAGUUUCCUGACUACAAAUUAAAUACAGUUUCCUGACUACAAAUUAAAUACAGUUUCCUGACUAAAAAUUAAAUAGUUUCCUGACUACAAAUUAAAUUCAGUUUCCUGACUACAAAUUGAAAACAGUUUCCUGACUACAAAUUAAAUACAGUUUCCUGACUACAAAUUGAAUACAGUUUCCUGACUGCAAAUUGAAUACAGUUUAGUGACUACAAAUUUGAUAUACCGUAGUUUCCUGACUACAAAUUGAGAGACAAUAAGAUGUAAUAGUUGAAAGGUAACUUUUUGUUUUGAAAAGGAACAGCAUCAUUUACAUGUUUCAAGUCAAGCUGUACAGAUCACCUACUGUAAUACUGAUUAACUUGAGGGACUGUAAAGAAAUAUGACAAAAUAAUGUGUAUAUUGUGGAGCUAAUACCAUGUGUUAUUCCUCAGUUGAGGUCAUUUAUGUUGGUGCUUUCAUUUAUUACAUUUGUCUCAAGUUGGGCACUGGAUGUAUUCAUCAUGCUCUAUUAUUUUAUUUAGGCAGCAUUUGUUUUAUCACUUGUCUCGGUUGUUUAGAGUGGGUUGGACUGAAUGGGCCCAGUUUAGAGUGGGUUGGACUGAAUGGGCCCAGUUUAGAGUGGGUUGGACUGAAUGGGCCCAGUUUAGAGUGGGUUGGACUGAAUGAGCCCAGUUUAGAGUGGGUUGGACUUAAUGGGCCCAGUUUAGACUGGGUUGGACUGAAUGGGCCCAGUUUAGAGUGGGUUGGCCUGAAUGAGCCCAGGUUAGAGUGGGUUGGGCUGAAUGGGCCCAGUUUAGAGUGGGUUGGACUGAAUGGGCCCAGUUUUAGAGUGGUUUGGAAGUCAUGGUGAUACCACAUGGCAUUGGGAGAACUUAACUGAUUGCCACUUUUUUCAACUAGAUUUGAAUAAUGGCAAGUUUUGAACUAUUGUUGAGUUUGGACUUUAUUGUAAAUAAAAAAUCUAGUAUUCUGAAUUGUCCACGAGAAAAUACUGCUGAGCAUUUAAUAAGGUGUAUUUUUGUCGUGAUCAUGAACAUGUAAAAAAUAAUAUGUAUAUAUAUUGUUUUUAUUUAAUUACAGCCUUAAUGAAAAAGUUCACACUUCUGGAAAUUAUACAUAUGCAUUUAUUUGUGUUUGAUUUGUUUUGAUGCUUGUGGUGUUGACGGGAAUUCAGAUGUUUACAUCCCUUAAACAUUGUACUCAUCAUAUAGCUUGCGUCCCAAAAGGCACCCUAGUUCCUUCAUAGUGCACUACUUUCUGACCAGAGUCCAAUGUGCCCUGGUUAAAAGUAGUGCACUAUAUAGGGAAUAGGGUGCCAUUUAGGAUGCAGAGGGCGUCUCGUUCACUAGUCUCACUCUAGCAAUUAUCUACAAGGGGAUGACUCGGAGUUUAACCAUCAAAGAACUCAAUUAAAGAUACUCGCCGCUACUUUUGCAUACUUUUUAGCCAAUAGUUCUGAAAGUAGUGGCCCACGAGCCAAAAGUGGUCCCCAAAAAUUGCCUACUACGUCAUAUGUGCACCACGUCAUUGCUCUCUCUCCCUCAAUCUACUGUGUGUGUUUGUGUCUUCCUAGCUGUCACUCAAAUGGCGAGGGGCUGAAACUUAAAAUUGCUAGGGGGCUGGCCCACGUGGGGAUAAAUAUAGGGAAAAUGGCACCGCACAGCUUCUAGAAAAGUUGCUGUCACGCUAAGGAUUUUGUGGCUAAUUGAGGUGAAACAAUGAUUCUCCUCAUAGAUUAUGUAUGUAUGAAAUAUGCAUGAACACAUCCAGCCCAAAAUACUUACUAUUCGCCAAAGUACCGGAGCAUGUCUUUAAUGGAAAUAAAUAUUUGCAUAUUCUGAAUAUC